UCUGUAGGAAGCUAAAUACAAAAUACUCUUUAGUGGCGUUUCCACUGCGUUAUAAUUCGUUAUAUUCCUACGUCCACGUUAUUCGUCGUCAAAUGGUCGUAGGAACGUAACGGAACGAAAUCAUGUCGCAUCAUGUUGGAUUUUCCGCUGAAUUAACGGUGAUACGAUUGAGCACAGCGCCUAGAAUUGCAAAGUGCAAAUAGAAAGAAAUCAAAAAUAGUUCGAGUAAAUAAACACAAAAAAAAAUCGCAAAGUUCCACACACAAAGCUAAAGUAAAUGGGCAUAAAUCUUGUGGCAAGCCGUCCGUCAGUAAAUCAUUAAAUUAGUAGCCCCACCAACACACUCGCACCCAUACAUCUGUUGUGUUGUGUGUGUGUGCCCCUGUGCGAAAGAAGAAGACGCUGAAGGAAGUGAAAUUGGCGGCAGUUUGACCGCAACAACAACAACAACAAAACCGACAACAAAAACAACUCUUGCAACACACACACACACUCACGCACAAAAUUGAUUCGCGUUCGUCAUCAGUCGUCGGUUUCGGUCCUUCCCGUCCCGCUUCCCUUUCCCCCCUGCCGCCACCCCCCAGAGACCCGUGAACCAUUGUGACAUUUGAUUUAUUUGACGUGUGUGUUUUUGAUAGAAGCCCAACACGAAACUGACACGCACACACACGCUCCCUCUUAGAGAGACGCCGAGAAUAUUUGUACAAUAUUUGGUGAAACGAAAAUAAAAUCAGUAUUUUUUUUGCGCGCAUUGUAUGUUUUGGAAGUGAACACAAAUAAUAUACAAAACACAAGAACAAAUCUCUCGCUAUCGAUGAGCAGACGGAAUUAAUUGUUAAUCUAAGCGAUCCGUUCGGAAAGUGAGACCCGAAAAAAUUCAACAAAAUGAUGCUUCACGAGGCUGUCAUGCUGGAAAUCUAUCGCCAGGCGUUGAGUGCAAGUGAGUUGGCCAGUCCACGCUGCCAGUCCAGGGAGUCCACCGCUUCAGCCGGAGUCGGAGCAGCACCUGGCGAUGCGCGUUGUCCCUCCAAUGAAUCCCACUGUUCGGCAAACGAUUGUUUGACUCCGGCUCCGACGCCCACUCCAACGGCCACGUCCACCUCGCCGCACUCGGUGGGCCUCCCGCUGACCGCCACACUUCCCCCAGCUGCAGCGGCUCUGCUGCCCCCGCAGUCUGCUGCGAUGGCCGCAUACCUGGCUGCCGCCCAGCAGAAUCACCUGCUCCUCACAAAUCCUCUGGCGGCAGCAGCGUCUCUGGUCCAGCAGGCGACUCAACAAGCGGCGGCGGAGGAUGGGGAGCCGCCGGCCCUGGAUUUCAGCAGAAAGCGUCCGACUAGUGACGGCGAGGAGGAGGAGGAGGAGGAAGAGGAGCAGGAGCAGGAACCAGAUCCCGAGACGGAUGUUCAGGGUGACAAUGGUCCAUUGGACCUCUCCGUUAGCACAAGGAAGAGGGAAGGUGACAGGGAUUCCCCGCCCCCCAGAAAGAUUCCAAGGAGUAUCUCCUCUGAAUACAAAUCGCCUCUGCCACCUGGCAGUUGGGUGCCACCCAUCAAUCCUUACCUGGCGGCUGUGGCAGCCAAAACCGGUGGAUUGGGUGGCUCAAAGAUGGUGCCCAACGAGGCCAGCAAGGCGCUGGAGAAAAUGACAGAGAUGAGCCGCCUGGAAACUUCCCCACCAAUAAUGAGUAGGAGCUCAGGCAUCACAUCCUCCCCGGGUUCGGGAUCGGGAGCGGCGGCAGGAGGCGGUGGCAGUGGUGGAUCCAGCUCUGGUGGUCGUCACAGUGCCUGGCAAUCGCAUUGGCUAAACAAAGGCGCGGAUGCAGCCAAGGAUGUGUUUAAGUGUGUGUGGUGCAAGCAGAGCUUCGCUACCUUGGCCAGCCUCACCACCCACAUGAAGGAGACGCAGCACUGCGGUGUGCAGAUACCCUCGCCGUCGUCGUCAUCCGGAGGAGUGAGUGCUUCCGCAGCUCCCCCACCAUCCAGAAUACCCGCGAAUUCCGCCUCAAACUCUGCCUGCUCCAGCAGCAGUAGCUCCACGUCCAGCUCGUCCAACUCCUCAAAGUCUGAGCUAAAUAUGCUGAUCAAGGAAACGAUGCCGCUGCCUAGGAAACUGGUUAGAGGUCAGGAUGUUUGGCUGGGAAAGGGCGCGGAGCAAACACGUCAGAUCCUCAAGUGCAUGUGGUGCGGCCAGAGUUUCCGUUCUCUGGCCGAGAUGACCAGCCACAUGCAGGAGACGCAGCACUACACAAAUAUUAUCUCCCAAGAGCAAAUAAUAUCCUGGAAAUCGGGAGAUGAGAGAGAAAGACCCUCGAAUGGUGCCGGCUCGGCAGCUGGUGUGGCUGCGCCCUCAACUGGUCCUCCUUCCUCUUCGUCCAGUGGAACAGCCGCCUCGGUCAGUGCCGUGCUCACGUGCAAGGUUUGCGAUCAAGCUUUUGGGACCCUGAAGGAACUGAGUACGCACAUGGCCCAGCAGUCACACUACAAGGAGUCGCCAUCGUCUUCCGUUUCACCACCAGCUCCAGGUUCUGGAAACUCGAAAAAGGGCCGGCAAAAUCGCAAUGAGAAGCGGAAAAAGUCGCUGCCGGUGAGAAAGCUUCUGGAGCUCGAAAGAUCGGGCUCAAAUUCUAGUCUAGAUUCUGCAUUGAAACCACUAAGGGAUUUCGCAGCCGCCACCAAAAUCACCUGCGAGAAGUGCGGCAGUAAAAUAGAAACCGCACUUUUCGUGGAGCACAUAAGGAAGUGCUUGGGCGAGAGUAUACCGAUUCCGCCCAGACGAUCUAAUCAGGGAUUGGAUCGCCUGCCUAGCCCUAGUUCAGGAUUGGGUGGUGAGAAGCCACCUUCAGUUUUGAAUGCACUAGAGCAACUUAUCGAGAAAAGCUUUGAAUCGAGGGGCGGAAGAACGAUGACGCCAGGUGGCUAUUCCGAAGCAGGGACACCACUGGGAGCUAGUAUCCUUAAGCGCUUGGGCAUCGAUGAUAGCAGUGACUAUACAAAGCCUCUGAUGGACGCCCAGGCAAUACACCUGCUGCGUUCCUCCUACGGUUCCAGGGAUCGCAGUGCCAGUGAAUCUAGCUCGGCCAGCAGAGUGGAAUCCUCCUACACGCCGGACAGACAGCAAGCAACGCCACGAAGAACACCGGAUACACCAGCGGCGCCACCACCACCGCCGCCGCCUACCAUUAAGGCGGAACCUGUGGAGACGGAUCCUUCGGUCUGUGAAGAUCGGGAGGUUAGUAGUAGUCCUCGGCAGCAGAUCCAUGUGAAGAAGGAGUUCAGCAUGGAGGCUAAUCCGGAGAGUCCUGGAACUCAGACUCCAAAGGCUGGAGCAGACAGUGGCAGCUUGUUGGCCUUGAAUUCCAUGUUCGAUCAGCUGAGUGGUGUGGAGACCAACAACAACAAUAACAAUACGGGUCACUAUAACAACAACAAUCCAUCGAACAACAAUAUCUCAACCAAGAAACCAAAGGCCCAUCCCCUGGCCGCUCUACAGAAACUCUGCGACACAACGGAUCCACCUGCCUCGAACACUCGCAGUGGUACCUCCAGCGGAUCGGCAUCCGCUUCAGCUGGGAUCCCCUCCACCAACGGCAAUGACCUUGUGGCCUUCAGUUGGGCCUGCAAUGAGGCCGUUUUGAGUGCCAGCAGUGGCGGAGGCUCCGGCGGCGACUCGUCCAUCAUCAAGUGCUCCUUCUGUGAUACGCCGUUCGGGUCGAAGGGCGCCUACCGCCACCACUUGUCCAAGGUGCACUUUGUGAAGGAUGCGGGCGAGGAGUCCCCCAGGCUCAAGUCGCCAGCGGCCCAGAGCCCGAAAUCAGUGCCAAUGGCUUCGCCCAAGAGAUCUGCUUCCAGAAGUCCGGCCACGCAGUCUGGCCUGCAGCAGCCUGCUCUAUCGCCAACUAUCAAUCCCUAUGACGAGAGUCCGCAGUCCAAGUUCCUCAAGUAUACGGAGCUGGCCAAGCAGUUGUCCUCGAAAAAUGCCUAGGAAUCUCAUUAGGAGAAGGGGAAAAUCUAUGGGGUUCCCCACAUACAUUUUUGUUGAUUAAAAAUCAUUUGAAAGGGCACACAAAAGUAUGCAACACUAUGUUGCGCCACCCCGAAAAGGUUAAUUCUAGGCCAAAUAUUGUAAAUUUCAAAUUCAUUGGCAUUCUU
Drosophila serrata is the source of this 4148-nucleotide messenger RNA. It is a transcript of the gene tio, whose product is annotated as zinc finger domain-containing protein tiptop. The record is from RefSeq and is a predicted model, not a curated record. Gene Ontology annotation, molecular function: DNA binding; DNA-binding transcription factor activity, RNA polymerase II-specific. Lineage: Eukaryota; Metazoa; Arthropoda; Insecta; Diptera; Drosophilidae. Gene Ontology annotation, biological process: regulation of transcription by RNA polymerase II. Gene Ontology annotation, cellular component: nucleus.